This is a messenger RNA of Syzygium oleosum, 552 nucleotides long. Its product is annotated as E3 ubiquitin-protein ligase ATL6-like. The coding region runs from base 1 to 552 and encodes 183 amino acids. NCBI's taxonomy places the organism in Eukaryota, Viridiplantae, Streptophyta, Magnoliopsida, Myrtales, Myrtaceae. The transcript has a single exon. The record is from RefSeq and is a predicted model, not a curated record.
AUGGCAAUCAAUGCCAGCAUCAUCGCUCUCCUAUCUCUGGUGUUCUUGUCGGUGCACGGUUGCGUUGCCGCACAGCACGACACCGGGCCGUCCCCCAACCCCACGGUGAGUAGCCACAGCUUCAGCCCCGCCGCGGCACUCGUCGUCGUCUUUUUGGUGCUCCUCUUUUUCGCCGUUGGCUUCUCCUCCAUCUACAUCCACCGGUGCUCCGACUCGCCACUGCCCCUGCCCAUUGCGUCCGUAUCCACUCCAGCUCCCCGCUUCUUCUCGGUCUACAUCGGGGCAGCCCUUUUCGUCCACUCUCGGCGUCCCGGCCUCGACCCACAAGUGAUGGACGUGCUCCCAACGUUUGCCUACGGAGAAGCGAACGGAAGGGAGGAUUGGAUCGGAGGAGUGGAGGAAUGUGCGGUUUGUUUGAGCGAGUUCGAGGAGUCGGACACGCUCCGCCUGUUGCCGCAGUGCGGUCACGCUUUCCACAUCCCGUGCAUCGACAAGUGGUUGGUGAAACACUUCGCUUGCCCCGUUUGCCGGAGCACCGUCGCGGUUGAGUGA